UAAUUCUGUACCGGCUGACCUCCGCGUUUACUACAUUACUACCCCGCAUACAUACAAAACAAACAUUUGCUUCUUCUUCACUUGUGAUUAUCAUCUUCUCCCACCUUUUGAUACAAUAAAAGAUGCUUCUAAGGCGACUGGCCUGUAACGGUAGCCUACAACGGCAAGGGCUGAAAGGUACUGUCAAUCAAUCAAGAUGUUUCACAACCUCUAAUCGGACUUAUAGCCCAUUAAGCGUUCUUCCAAACAACGUAGACGUCAAUUCAGAUGCAUACAAGAGCAAUUAUGCUUCAAUGUCAUCCUUAGUGAGCGAGAUGGACUCAUUGCAUGGCAGGAUUGCGCUAGGAGGACCAGAAAAGGCAAGACAGAGACAUAUCAAACGUGGGAAGAUGUUGGCAAGAGAUCGGAUUGGUGCUCUGUUGGAUCCUGGAAGUCCUUUCUUGGAAUUUAGCUCACUUGCAGGUUGGGAUAUGUAUGGCGCACCUGAUGAAGUACCAGGCGGUGGUGUGAUCACUGGUAUUGGAACAGUUUCGGGAACGCAAACGUUGAUCUUAGCCAAUGAUCCAACCGUAAAGGGUGGUUCAUACUAUCCUAUCACUGUCAAAAAGCAUUUACGUGCACAACAAAUUGCUCGAGAAAAUAGACUUCCAUGUGUUUAUCUGGUAGAGUCAGGUGGUGCUGCUUUACCCCAUCAAGCAGAUGUCUUCCCUGACGCACAUCAUUUCGGACGCAUCUUUGCGGAAAUGGCACAAAUGUCAGCUUUGGGUAUCCCGCAAAUUUCAGUCGUUCAUGGAAUCAGCGUCGCUGGAGGUGCAUAUGUUCCUGCAAUGGCAGAUGAAAAUAUCAUCGUUCGCAAUCAAGGAACAAUCUUCUUGGCAGGACCACCUCUUGUCAAAGCAGCACUAGGAGAAGAUGUCGAUGAUGAAACGUUGGGAGGAGGUGAAAUGCAUUGUUCGCAAAGUGGUGUAACUGAUCAUUUGGCUAUCGAUGAUGCACAUGCUAUCGCUUUGGCAAGAGAAGCGGUUGCUAAUCUUGGACGUGCUGGUGGAAGCGUACCUUCUGCUACCACUCUUUCUCCCGCCAACACCUCAACAGCACCUUACGAAGCACCGCUCUACGAUCCUUCUGAACUGCACGGAAUCGUACCCACCAACCUUCGUCAACCAUUCGACAUGCGUGAUGUGAUUGCUCGUCUUGUCGAUGGAUCUCGAUUCCAUGAAUUCAAGAAGCUUUACGGUCCCACUUUGGUCACUGGCUUUGCAAGUAUUGCUGGACAACCAGUUGGUAUUAUUGGAAAUAAUGGUGUUCUAUUCUCUUCAUCAGCACAAAAAGCAACCAGCUUUAUUCAAUUGUGCAACCAACGACAAAUCCCGUUGGUCUUCCUCGUAAACGUGACCGGAUACAUGGUUGGUACAAAAGCCGAACAAGCAGGAAUCGCAAAAGAUGGUGCAAAGAUGGUCAGAGCGGUAGCAUGUGCAGAUGUACCAAAGAUGACUGUCGUGAUCGGAGGAAGUUACGGUGCAGGAAAUUACGGAAUGAACGGUCGUGCAUACGGACCACGUUUCUUGUUCAUGUGGCCAACAGCGCGUGUCGGUGUGAUGGGAGGAGAUCAAUUGGCAAGCGUAAUGAGCACCGUUUCUUCUGAUCAAAAGCGAAUUGCAGGUUUACGUGAUCAAAUCGAAGCACAAAGUACACCACAAUAUGCUUCUGCAAGACUUUGGGAUGAUGGUAUCAUCCGGCCGACUGAUACUCGUGGAACACUUGCUUUAGCUUUGAGUGUUGCCAAUCAAGGUCGUCAAAGAAGCGCUCUUAGAAACGGAAGCGGAAAUUCUCAUGGUCAUACUGCUUGGGACGGUAAUGGACAUGCUGGAGGAGUAUAUAGGAUGUAAAGAUCGCAUAAAUGAAAAUAAUAUGAAAGGCUCCCGAAAAAUGACUAGAAUACAAAAGUGUUCCCGCUCCGCUUUACCACAUAACCCGGAAUCUUUUAAGUUUAAAUAUCCAAUAUAAUCGACCUGCGAUGAUUCCGCCAACAUGGCCAGCUGAAUCGACAAACGUAUUCUUGUCCCACAAAGUCUUGUGUGGCUCUGUGCCGAACAUACCCCAGAGAUCGUAAAGGAGUAAAGCCGGUAUUAAUAGCCGUGCCUGAACUGGAAGAAUGAAAUAGAACAAAAACGUUGCUCUUGGUUUGAUGCUGCUGAAACAGGUCACAAUAGCAAUAAUUGAUCCACUCGCACCAAGACUGAAUUGUGGCUUUUUCUGUUGUCCUUCUUUUGGUCUACUAGCAUCAUGACCUAAGAAAUCCGAAAAGAGUGAAAGACUUGAGGAAGCUAGACCGGCUGCAAAGUAAAAGAAUAAAAAUGAACGACCUCCUACUAAAUUU
Meira miltonrushii is the source of this 2380-nucleotide messenger RNA. Its product is annotated as putative methylcrotonyl-CoA carboxylase beta chain mitochondrial precursor. Gene Ontology annotation, biological process: L-leucine catabolic process. The record is from RefSeq and is a predicted model, not a curated record. Lineage: Eukaryota; Fungi; Basidiomycota; Exobasidiomycetes; Exobasidiales; Brachybasidiaceae. Gene Ontology annotation, cellular component: methylcrotonoyl-CoA carboxylase complex; mitochondrion. Bases 123 to 1889 code for a protein of 588 amino acids. Gene Ontology annotation, molecular function: methylcrotonoyl-CoA carboxylase activity. The transcript has a single exon.